GUAGACGGGCCUCAUGUUGAACAUUACAGUACCGAUCGCGGAGUACUUUCGCCAAGUGGCGUGUAGUGGGGGAGGUAGGACUUGAACCCUGAGACCCCAUGGGCCAUAUAUACUACGGUUCCAUGCAGCUCUCUUGCUACUUGGUGUCAGCUUCUCGACGAUCCUUGUUGUUUCACAGGGGAGACACAUCGAGAGGAAGGACCGAUCGAUCUGGUAAAAGAUGAAUCUACUCGUCGUUCUCGCCUUGAUAAAGCUGGCCUCAGGGGAUCCAGGGGGACUUCUCAGAGUUCCCAAAGUGUACAACGCCGUGAUCACGAGCAAUCAAAAUUUAUCCCCAUCCAGAGCGUACCCGGUAAUUCAACCGGUGAUUCAUCGAACGGCGAUCGGUUACGUGCCUCCCGUUUAUUACACCCAAGUGGCGCCUCAUCAAGCCGGGCAGGAGCAUCUUUCUCAAGGGAAACAAUCGAGCAACCAGGCAAACGACGUUCAAACCGCGUCCUCGUCCAUCCUCCUCGAACGGUCCAAAUCGGCCGACAAAACGGAAUCGGCGAAUCCGAAUGACGAGGAAGAAGGGGGCAAAGAUGUGUCGAAGGGCAAGAGCGGGGACCAGGAGCCUCUCAGCUUUUAUCCCAAUUACCAGUCGUUGUAUUACGACCCUUAUUUCUACACGUACAACGGAUUCAAUCCUCACCUGGUUCCCGGCACGUACUACGUGGACUAUCAACCCUACGGCACCCUCGAGCCUAUCCCGGCAACCACACCGAGAAACGGCCUGGCCGAGCAUCUGCUCCCAGCCUAUCACGAGGAGAAGAAACUGGCGGCAAAGGAAGAGAAGGAGAAAAUACCGGAUGUACCGCCGCCACCCCUUCCAACGGCUGUGCCGAAAAGUUCUUGAAGCGGAACCGGUCCGACAAGGUUCGUUUUCGUGUCACGUUCGAAGCCCAUGAUCAGACUGAUUAUCAUAGAUAGAGCUCUCGAUACACCGGGAUACACGAGAUCGGCCAAGUGAAGUUAACGAGAGACAAUUUAAUUCGGUUCGUUCAACCAUCGUUGUAUAUAAAUUACGGUCGAAAAAAGAAGGAUGAUUUUGGAGGGAUGGUGCACAGUUACUUUGUUCUUAUUUUCACGAUUAUUUAUGAACAGAUAAUAUUUUAUAAAGUAACUUAUGCUCUCUAACAUGUAACGUUUAAUUCAUACAUUUUUAUAUUCGCUAUAUAUGGCAGAUUUCUUUUAUCGGUUUUUUCUUUCACUCGUGUAACACACACAUCUUUAGAAAUAAAAUAUUAUAUUUAUGUUUUAUUUUUAUUAAAAAAAUAUAUAUAUUUUUUAUAUGAUGGAGAGAAGAGAAAAAGAAAGAGAGAGAAAGAGAGAGAGAGAGAGUGGCAAAUUAUUUGCCUGUUAUAGAAAGGCAAUUGUAUAUUUUAAAAAGUUACAGGAAAACGUUAUAGGAAACGUAUAGAUUUAUGUUUCGACAUGAUCGCAGCGAUCGUUUAUCUUCCUCACGGCCCAGAUCUUAAUUACGUAUAAAAAUUCCAUAUUCUUCAACCCCUUAGCGAUAAACAUUAAGGAGCUUAUACUGCCAUCGUUGUUACGAUUCACGUCGAUAUUCAACGUGGCAUUUUUGUUCUUCACUGGUACGAUUCUGAUGCAAGUGACGCACAGUGAACCCUCCAACGUCGUUGUUAAAUCCAUAUUACUCUGUAUCGAAUUUUUCGUAUCGAUGAUCAAAUUGUGCUGAUAUAU
Messenger RNA from Apis florea (little honeybee), 1743 nucleotides. RefSeq lists its product as uncharacterized. The record is from RefSeq and is a predicted model, not a curated record. Lineage: Eukaryota; Metazoa; Arthropoda; Insecta; Hymenoptera; Apidae.